Molecule: messenger RNA, 4277 nt
Organism: Ylistrum balloti
Lineage: Eukaryota; Metazoa; Mollusca; Bivalvia; Pectinida; Pectinidae
Product: telomere length regulation protein TEL2 homolog
Exons: 20
Coding region: 25-2532 (835 amino acids)
Biological process (GO): protein stabilization; telomere maintenance via telomerase
Cellular component (GO): cytosol
Molecular function (GO): telomeric repeat DNA binding; Hsp90 protein binding
Source: RefSeq, a predicted model, not a curated record
GAUAUUCAUUUUUUUCUCUCUAUCAUGUCAGACAUCAAAACAGAAGUAAGAAGAUUUUGCAGGCUGUCAGAGAAUACCAUCAGUAAUCCAAAAGGGGAACACGAGUUACUGCAAGCAUUGAAAAAUCUAAACUGUCUGGCCCUGGACUUCGAUGUGAUUGCUAAUGACGAAUUAUUUCAGUUCAAUGACAUCUCCGCCGCUAAACGUGUUUUUCGACAAACAUUUUACUGUCAUACCGGAUUGUUUCUUCUGGAUAAAUUGUCUGUAGAUUGGAUAAGAGUGUAUUUAAAAAAUGAAGCCAUAAAACAGAACUUCGAUGAUUACUUUCUGAAGGCGGACAACCCUGGGACAUUUAUCGUCCUGUCCAAGUGUUUAACGGAUUCGAGUGCUGGAGUGAAGCAAAACAAGUGUGUGAAGCUGCUGGAAGGUUUACUGCAGAAAAGAUGUCUUGAUCGGGUGAUGGUGGAGUACUGUAAGGGAAUCAUCCAAUCAGAUGAGCAGUUCAUUGUAGAUGAAUUCAUAGCAGCUCUAGUAUCAUUCCCUGAUAAAGCAGCAAAUGUUCUACAGACUCAGAACAGUGACAUGUUCCUACCUCAGCAGUAUAUACCACUGAUAGGAGAGACCAUACUUUCCAGUCUGGGACAUGCCAGUGACUGCAUCAGGAAGGGAAAAGACAUCAGUCUACAAUUUGCUGGACAGUUGUGUGCUAAGUUCUCCUUGUCAGGGUUUGCAGAGCUGCUGUGGAAGACAUUGAUGUUGGUUAUGAUGCCAGAGGUGCAAAGAGACUUCAUAUGGAGUCGAGUAUGUGAGAGACUUAUCACAGGUAUUCCAGAUCGAGGAUUAGAUGUUGUACUUAGUACAGUGCUGAGGAUAACCCCAUGGUAUGGUUUUGUGGACAAAUUACUUGGCGACUGUAUCCUGGCUAAACACAGAGUUGAAUAUCUUAUGUGUACCAAGAUGUUAUUACUACAGUACACAGACAAGGUACUAGUUGUUCACAACAUACUUGGUUACCUGGCCAGCUCACACACCAGACACCAUUUACUCAUCAAGACGAUGAAGGAGCUAUUGAGGGUUUGGGGAGAUGAAAGUGCACUGCGCCAUACUUCAGGAGAACAGCAUUGCUACAUCACCAAAGCCCUACUUAUCUGCUGUCACCAUCUCUCUGAACAGGAUGUUCAGAAACACAAAGAUGAACUGAUGCAAAUGCUGUUGCCUGGAGUACAGUGCCAUCUUGGAAUAUCUGACCAUGACACACGCUGUUUAGGGAUGCUUGUGGCCAAAACGAUGACACAAGUGCUUGACCCUAAAGGACCACAAUUGGACUAUGAGCUUGAUGAAAAUGAUGAGAAUGUGAAGUGCCUUCUGUUAGAGACAUCUAUACCUGAGAAUCCUGAUGUCACAUACUGUACAAGAAACAUUGAGAAGACUGAUAUUUCAUCGGCAACUACCUCCAUGGAUAAAGAAACAUCUCCUGGCCAGUCUCAACCACCAUCUGAUCUUGAUAGUGAUGAUGACUUGGAACCAUAUGACAUGUCAAAUGAUGUUAAGGUCACCAAAGUUAAACGUCCUAAAUACCUCAGAGAUUGCAUGGAAGGUUUGAUGUGUGGUGACGACCCAGACAGGACAGAAACUUGCCUGGAAGCUGCAGAGGGACUUAUACGGGCCUUACCUGAUGGUCUUGCUGAGGUGUGUGAAGAGUUUACUAAGAUUCUCUUACACCUGUCAGACAAAUCGUCCAACCCAAAUUUCACCAAACACAGAUUUAGUGCUAUGGUAGCUCUGGCUGUCAAUUCACCUGUUCAGUGCUCUAAAUAUCUAACUUAUGAAUUUUAUGAGAGAAACUAUAAUCUACGUCAGCGAAUGGAUAUCUUGGAGGUUUUAGCUGCUGGUGCUCAGGAGUUAUCUCAGCCUAACCAGCCUUCUCCUGCACCUUCCUCCAAGGCCGCAGCCCAGACUCCUGCUCUGUCCUCAACACCCACCCCUGAGGACUGGCAUAGCGUUGUACAAAAAAGGAUUGAGAGUAAAACCCGACGAUUUGUGAAAGGCCCCAGUAGACCUAUUCCUGCCCCACAGAUUAAUAAGUUUACAGGGGUAGCUGGACAGUUUUUCUACCCUCUAAUGAAACAUUAUGACAGGAGAGAAAAUACGUUUGACUUGAUAGGGGAGGACAGUCUUGUCCUUGGAAGGUUGAUAUACACACUUGGGGUCAUCAUGUACUGUGCUAUUAACACAAUGGAAGCCAAGAAAAUGGGAGCCACGCUUCUUGAAUAUGUCUGGGUCCUCCGAUUUCACACAGACAGAAUGGUCUGUCAUGCUGUUUUGUUUGCUGUUUCCAUGGUGAUCCUCUCUGUUCCUGUCCAUUUUCUACUGUACGACCUUCAAACUGAGGUCAUGGAAAUGAAGAGUUGGCUGCAGGAUGUUGCUGAUAAAGCUGUUGAUAAGGAGUCCAGGAAGUUGGCUGUCCAGUGUCUGAUGCUGUUAGAAAAUGUCAUUAAGAAGGAAUUCCAAGGAAGCGUAGAUAACACCUGACCAGUUACAGAUAUGUGAAGUAUAAAUAUUAUGAUUAUCGAGGUACUUCAUCAAAGAAGCUGAUGUUGGAACGGUCCACCAAAUCAUAACUCAGUCUCGAUUUCUCUGUCACAUUUGUCUUCCUUGAACCACAGUGACACUGUGUACUGUAUACAAUAGCUUAAUCAAAGAUGGAGCCAGUUGACUUGGAUUUACAUAAAGUACAGAUUAUGAUGUGACCUCCAGGCAAAAAAUUAGAACUUGUCAGUAUCAGAUGUGACAUCCAGUCAAAGAUGAGAAUUUUUCAGUAUCAGAUGUGAAUUCUAGACAGAAGACGAGAACUUUUUCAGUCUUUGUCAGUAUCAGAUGUGACUUCCAGUCAAAGAUGAGAAUUUUUCUGUAUCAGAUGUGAAUUCUAGACAGAAGACGAGAACUUUUUCAGUCUUUGUCAGUAUCAGAUGUGACUUCCAGUCAAAGACUAGAAUUUGUCAGUAUCAGAUGUGACUUCCAGACAAAUGAUGAGAACUUGUCAGAAUCUGAUGUGACUUCCAGUCAAAGAUUAGAACUUGUCAGAAUCUGAUGUGACUUCCAGUCAAAGACUAGAACUUGUCAGAAUCUGAUGUAACUUCCAGUCAAAGACUAGAACUUGUCAGUAUAUGAUGUGACUUCCAGUCAAAUGAUGAGAACUUGUCAGUAUCAGAUGUGACAUCCAGUCAAAGAUGAGAAUUUUUCUGUAUCAGAUGUGAAUUCUAGACAGAAGACGAGAACUUUUUCAGUCUUUGUCAGUAUCAGAUGUGACUUCCAGUCAAAGACUAGAAUUUGUCAGUAUCAGAUGUGACUUCCAGACAAAUGAUGAGAACUUGUCAGAAUCUGAUGUGACUUCCAGUCAAAGAUUAGAACUUGUCAGAAUCUGAUGUGACUUCCAGUCAAAGACUAGAACUUGUCAGAAUCUGAUGUAACUUCCAGUCAAAGACUAGAACUUGUCAGUAUAUGAUGUGACUUCCAGUCAAAUGAUGAGAACUUGUCAGUAUCAGAUGUGACAUCCAGUCAAAGAUGAGAAUUUUUCAGUAUCAAAUGUGAAUUCUAGACAGAAGACGAGAACUUUUUCAGUCUUUGUCAGUAUCAGAUGUGACUUACAGUCAAAGACUAGAAUUUGUCAGUAUCAGAUGUGACUUCCAGACAAAUGAUGAGAACUUGUCAGAAUCUGAUGUGACUUCCAGUCAAAGACUAGAACUUGUCAGUAUAUGAUGUGACUUCCAGUCAAAAGACUAGAACUUGUCAGUAUAUGAUGUGACUUCCAGUCAAAAGACUAGAACUUGUCAGUAAUCAGAUGUGACUUCCAGACAGAAGACGAGAACUUGUCAGUUAUCAGAUGUGACUUCCAGACAGAAGACGAGAACUUGUCAGUAAUCAGAUGUGACUUCCAGACAGAAGACAAGAACUUGUCAGUAAUCAGAUGUGACUUCCAGACAGAAGACGAGAACUUUUCAGUCUUUGUCAGUAAAUAAUUGGACCUCCAGUUAGAACAUAAGAACAUGUCAGUCAGUAUCAAUCUAUAAUGAUAUCACUUUUAUGUACGUAUCCAGUUAGCUGAUUUCACUAUACACCCUGUAGUGUUUUGGAGUUAGAGUUUCGAUCAGCAAAGCAGAAAGUUUGUGAACUCUUCCUGCUUCAGUUUCCUUCAAUGAUUUAAGGGAUGAUUUUGUACUGAAAUGGAGAGCAAUGAAAUUGCAAUAAAUAAAUUUCAUUAAAGUUUUGAAAAAUGA